UUUAUUUAAUUUUCAGAGCCGCAAAAUCAUAAACCUCAAAACAACCCAAGUGCCACACACACUACCACUUACCAAACUUAAAUCCUUCACUUUCAACACCAAAAUGGACAUCUUCUCAUCAUCAUGGAGUUCAGAUUCUCCCUCACUUGACCUGCCGGGGACUGCUAACGCCGCCACCAAAACCGCCCGGCCAGCUGCCUCCUCCGAUGAAGAGGUCUUAUUAGCUUCAAGUCUCCCGAAACGACGUGCCGGACGGAAAAAGUUCAGAGAAACCCGACACCCGGUAUACAGGGGAGUUAGGCGGAGGAACUCCGAUAGGUGGGUAUGCGAGAUGAGAGAACCCAAGAAGAAAUCCAGGAUUUGGCUUGGUACGUUUCCCACUCCUGAAAUGGCUGCAAGGGCUCACGAUGUUGCCGCAAUGGCACUUAGGGGGAGCUCUGCCUGUCUCAAUUUUGCUGAUUCUACAUGGAGGUUGAAGCUGCCAGAAACUGCUGAUGCCAAGGAUAUACAGAGAGCGGCUGCUGAGGCUGCCGAGGCUUUUAGGCCUGCGGAGAGUGAGGAAGAAGAUAUGUGUUGCAAUGACACGAGAGAGGAGAAUGAAACUUCUUCACCUGAUACUACUACUACAACAACUAUAUUUCUCAUGGACGAAGAAGAGGUCGUCUCUGGAAUGCCUAGAUUGCUUGAAGACAUGGCAUUACUCUCCCCCACUCACCUUGGAGGUGGCUUCUAUUGGGACGACGUGGAAUUUGAUGCUGACAUGGCCUUAUGGAGUCACUCCAUUUGACUUUUUUUUUUUUACCAGUUCUUGUAAACAUGAAACCCUUUUUGAAUUGAUAAGGGUGUUUCCACGAAUAGGGGAAAAA
Molecule: messenger RNA, 866 nt
Organism: Macadamia integrifolia
Lineage: Eukaryota; Viridiplantae; Streptophyta; Magnoliopsida; Proteales; Proteaceae
Product: dehydration-responsive element-binding protein 1D-like
Exons: 1
Coding region: 104-787 (227 amino acids)
Biological process (GO): regulation of DNA-templated transcription
Molecular function (GO): DNA binding; DNA-binding transcription factor activity
Source: RefSeq, a predicted model, not a curated record